Kluyveromyces lactis is the source of this 1374-nucleotide messenger RNA. It is a transcript of the gene RVB1, whose product is annotated as RuvB family ATP-dependent DNA helicase pontin. Gene Ontology annotation, biological process: box C/D snoRNP assembly; regulation of transcription by RNA polymerase II; chromatin remodeling. The transcript has a single exon. Gene Ontology annotation, cellular component: Ino80 complex; R2TP complex; NuA4 histone acetyltransferase complex. The record is from RefSeq and is a predicted model, not a curated record. Gene Ontology annotation, molecular function: ATP hydrolysis activity; DNA helicase activity; ATP binding. Lineage: Eukaryota; Fungi; Ascomycota; Saccharomycetes; Saccharomycetales; Saccharomycetaceae. Bases 1 to 1374 code for a protein of 457 amino acids.
AUGGUACAAAUCAGUGAAGUGCAGGAACAAUCAAGCACUGCGUAUACCCGUACUGCAGCUCACACACACAUUAAAGGGUUAGGUUUAGAUGAGUUUGGUGUAGCAAAGCAAGUGGAAGGUGGUUUUGUGGGGCAAGCAGAAGCUCGGGAAGCGUGUGGUGUCAUCGUCGAUUUGAUCAAAGCCAAGAAAAUGUCUGGUAAAGCUAUCUUAUUGGCUGGUGGGCCAUCCACUGGUAAGACAGCUUUGGCUUUGGCAAUAUCGCAGGAACUUGGUCCUAAAGUUCCAUUUUGUCCCUUAGUGGGCUCUGAAUUGUAUUCCGUUGAAGUGAAAAAGACAGAAGCUUUGAUGGAAAACUUCAGAAGAGCCAUUGGAUUAAGAAUUAAAGAAACAAAGGAAGUUUACGAAGGUGAAGUUACCGAAUUAACUCCAGAGGAAGCGGAAAAUCCGUUGGGUGGUUAUGGUAAGACAAUCUCGCAUGUUAUCGUCGGAUUGAAGUCUGCCAAGGGUACUAAGACAUUGAGGCUUGAUCCAACUAUAUACGAAAGCAUUCAAAGAGAAAAGGUUUCUGUUGGUGACGUUAUUUAUAUCGAAUCAAAUACAGGUGCGGUGAAAAGAGUUGGUAGAUCAGAUGCCUUCGCAACUGAAUUCGAUUUGGAAGCGGAAGAGUACGUUCCCCUUCCAAAGGGAGAAGUGCAUAAGAAGAAGGAAAUAGUUCAGGAUGUCACUUUACAUGAUCUAGAUGUCGCUAAUGCCAGACCUCAAGGUGGACAAGAUGUCAUUUCGAUGAUGGGACAGCUCAUGAAACCAAAGAAGACAGAGAUAACAGAAAAGCUUAGACACGAGGUUAAUAAGGUUGUCGCAAAGUACAUUGACCAAGGUGUAGCAGAACUUGUCCCGGGUGUUCUUUUCAUUGAUGAAGUGAAUAUGCUUGACAUCGAAAUAUUUACUUACUUAAACAGAGCAUUAGAAUCUGAUAUUGCACCUGUGGUUGUUUUGGCCUCAAACAGAGGAAUGAUCACCGUACGCGGCACUGACGACGUUGUUUCUCCUCACGGUGUUCCACCAGAUUUGAUAGAUAGACUCCUAAUUGUUCGAACUCUACCUUAUAACAGAGAAGAGAUCAAAACAAUCAUAUCAAAGAGAGCUGCUGUAGAGAACUUGCAGGUGGAGGACGAAGCAUUGGAAUUUUUGGCGACUUUAGGCACAGAAACUUCUUUGCGUUAUGUUCUACAGCUUCUAUCACCAUCAGGUAUCAUUGCUAAGAUUGCAAACCGCGCCGAAAUAUCGGUGGCAGAUGUUGAAGAAGCAAAGCUAUUAUUUUUAGAUGCUAAAAGGUCUACGAAGAUCUUGGAACAAUCUGAAAAUUACUUGUAA